Molecule: messenger RNA, 3004 nt
Organism: Culex quinquefasciatus (southern house mosquito)
Lineage: Eukaryota; Metazoa; Arthropoda; Insecta; Diptera; Culicidae
Product: peroxisomal N(1)-acetyl-spermine/spermidine oxidase
Exons: 3
Coding region: 227-1933 (568 amino acids)
Molecular function (GO): polyamine oxidase activity
Source: RefSeq, a predicted model, not a curated record
UUUUGACAUUCCAAAAGUUUUGGCUGACGGGUUGGUGUUUUUCUUCGCGUUCGCCGAGAGUGAAAAAAAUCGAAAAUUUCACAGGUGCGGGUCGCGAAUUUCGCUCCGUUAGCCCUUUUUCACCCCUGCGGUUGGGCCCAAAGACUUCCGGGAAAUCGGUGGUGAUCGGUGCUGGUGCUAAGAGUGUAGUGUCGCCGUCGCAGGGGUUCGCAACGACGACGGAACCAUGGCCGACGAGGCUCCGACUGGUUCGGGGAAAAGUGGUGCGCCGUCGAAGAAACGGAAAUACAAAGUGAUCAUAAUCGGUGCUGGAAUGGCUGGGCUGUCGUCGGCGAACCAUCUGGCCAAGAACGGGUGUACGGAUUUUGCGAUUUUGGAAGCGCGGAACCGCGUCGGCGGGCGGAUCAUCGGAAUCGACAUGGGCACGCAGAAGGUCGAACUCGGUGCCAACUGGAUCCACGGCGUGCUCGGCAACCCGAUGUUCGAGCUGGCCAUGCAGCACGGCCUGAUCAGCAUCAUCAACAUCCCGAAACCGCACAAGGUGGUCGCGGCCACCGAGGAUGGGCGCCAGGUCCCGUUCCAGACGCUGCAGGAGAUUUACGAGGCGUACGUGUGCUUUCUGCGGCGGUGUGAGGAGUACUUCCUGUGCCAGUACCUGCCACCGCCGGACAUUCACAGCGUCGGCGAGCACAUCAACCUGGAAGCGGAGCUGUAUUUGAACAACGUUGACGACCAGAAGGAGAAGCACUUGAAGAAGUUGAUAUUCGAGUGUUUGCUGAAGCGGGAAACGUGCAUUACGGGCUGCCACAACAUGGACGAGAUAGAUCUGCUCGAGCUGGGCAGCUACACGGAACUGCAGGGUGGAAACAUUGUCCUGCCCACGGGGUACAGCUCGAUUCUGAAGCCACUUUGUGAUACGUUGCCGCGGGAAAAUAUCGUGCUGUCUUGUCCGGUGAAGACCAUUCACUGGAAGCGGAAAGCGGGCCGGGCUCACUCGGGCAAUAACAAUUCGGACACGAUCCUCGAGGAGGACGAAGAAGAGCUCGACUCUGACGAUUCAGACAAAACCGUGACGGAAGUCCCGAUCGGGGGCAAACCCGCCUCCACCGCCACAGCCAGCACUAGUGAUACCAAUGAGAAUAGCUUCAAGCAUUACACGUCGAACGUGCAGCUCGAGUGCGACGACGGAACCGUCUACGAGGCGGACCAUGUGAUUUGCACGCUUCCGCUGGGUGUGCUCAAGGAACACGGUCGAACGAUGUUCGUGCCAAGCCUGCCGGCGUACAAGAUGGAAUCAAUCGACGCGCUGCUGUACGGCACCGUGGACAAGAUCUUCCUCGAGUACGAUCGGCCCUUCCUGAAUGCGAAAAUCAGCGAAAUCAUGUUCCUCUGGGAGCAGGUCGAACCCGAACCGGACGCCGACCAGGACGAGUACCUGAAUGCGAACUGGUUCAAAAAGAUCUACUCCUUCUCCAAGGUGUCCGACACGCUGCUGCUCGGGUGGAUUUCGGGCCGCGAAGCCGAGUACAUGGAGACCAUCUCGCACGAAGUGGUCGCAGAAAAGUGCACCGAAAUUCUGCGAAAGUUCCUCAAGGACCCGUUCAUUCCAAAGCCAAAGCGGUGCGUGUGCACCAGCUGGCACAAGCAGCCGUACAGCUGCGGGUCGUACACGGCGAUCGCCGUGGGGGCGUCCCAGGACGACAUCGAAAACAUCGCCCAGCCAAUGUACUCUAGUCCGCACCAGUCGAAGCCGUCGGUGCUGUUCGCCGGCGAGCAUACGCACUCGAACUUUUACUCGACCGUGCACGGUGCGUACCUGAGCGGUCGAACCGCCGCCCAGAUCCUGCUGACGCCCGACUCACCGCAGGAGAUCGUGAUGGAGUCGGACAGCAGCGAUCUCAGCUCCUGGAUCCAGGGCAUCGCGCUCGAGUAGAGCUAAGUUACGCUUUCGGUUUUUCUCCAAGUCCUAAUUUUGUUUUGUUUGUGUUCAGUUCUCUGUUACUGCUUUAGAUUCUUAGACGACACAUCACUACUUUUUUUUACUUUGCACACUCGCGUUGAUUUGUGUUUCCUUCUUUUUCUGUGAAAAGGCAGUAACGGCAACGGGGAUCCUAGACUGAAGAUUUAGGUUUUAGCAAAGUGCUUUCCCACAAUUUAAACACAGUCACACUACAACCACUCCGCGUGGUGGUUCUGCGAGCAGCUGAUUGUGCUAAAAACAAAAACAAACAAGAAUUGAGUUGAUUAGUUAGAAUUAUAAGUAGCGCACACAUUACUUAACCAAAAACAACAAGGCUAAAUCCAAAGGAGAACUUUAGUUGCAAACAGGACUCUACGAAUCGAGAAUCCUUCAAGUAUUUUUUAAUCUUAAUUAUGAUUUGCUCUCUCCAAAUUCGAUUGAGAUUGCCCCAUCGCUGUAUUUAUUAUUGCAAUUAUUCGUUUUCCACGUAGAAUUAUCUAGUCUGUAAAUUUGUGUGCUAAAUCCUCCCAUGAUGUAGUGUAAACAUAGUGCAGAAUAACCCUGUUGAAACUUUGGUUAAAUUAUUUUAUUAAUUUGUUGACGAUAAGCGAUAAGCAAACAGUUUAUGUGCAUUUGUAAAGAAAAAGCUGAAAAAUCGCAUACACUUAUAAAAAAAGGAAGCUUACAGGCCUGGUGCAUGCAAAUAAACCACACACAAACAAAACCAAACAAACCAUAGACAAACCAAAAGGACGCCACGAAAGCACGCGAAAAGUUGACUCAACUCAUCACUUUUACCUUAACGAAUAUAAUCACAAACACACAAUAACACAACAAGCCCCGUCACGCAAAUAGAAGUUGGUUCUUGAUUGGGUAGAGAUUUCAGCAGUUUGUAGGAAAACAAUUGUAACGGAAUAGAGUUCUGCCCUGAUUGGUUAAGUAAAACGAUACAAGAAAAACAAAACAAACAUUGUUAGGCCAAAACAAUGCAUGAACAAUUGGGUGAACUGAGAGCGAAAGAGAGUGAACAACAACAAAAAAAAA